AUGACGGCGGAGCCCUACACCCGACGAGGCGCCCGCAGCCGCGUCGCCGCCGUCUCCUUGAAGUCCCCUUCCGACCGCCGAGGGCCGCCUCACGCCUGCGCCUGCGCAUCAGGCCACGCAGGCGCACUGCGCCGCCCAGCCGCGAGCCACGUGAGGCGGGACGCGCUGAGACUGCAGGAUCCCGACGGCUGGAAGCCUCAGGCCGGCACCACGGAGUACACAGGAAGCCAACACGUUGGGGAAUAUGUAGACGGGAGGAUGGAGGGUGAAGCUGAAUAUAUCCUUCCUACCAAAACGAAAUAUGUCGGGGAGAUGAAGGAUGGCAUGUUUCAUGGCCAAGGAACCCUGUACUUCCCCAGCGGGAGCCGCUAUGAUGCCAUUUGGGAAAAGGGACUGGUUGUGAAGGGCACAUACACAUUCUCAGAUGGGCUACAGUAUGAUGCGGAGCACUGGCAUUACUGUGACAGCUAUGAUAGGAGGUUUUACACUGAGAUCUGCUACGGCUUGAAGCCUGCAGGGAUCUCUCAACUCACCAACAUGGACCCACCUAGAAAGAUCCCUCAGGGCUGUUAUGACUGUGGAGAUGGCUUCUAUAACCCGACCACGAGGGUUGUCAAGGACUAUAGGAAUCGCUUUCUGAGAAACACAGAUGAUGACGAGCAUGAGUGGAUCAUCAGGACGUGUCGCAAGGGCUGGGACGAGAUUGUGGGUCACCGACCGAAGCUGUGAGCUUUGCUAUCACCUCCACCAGAGUUUUCUCUACACUGCUGGCAGCAGCUGGCCCUGAGGGCAGUCUAAACUUCCAGAUCCUGACUUUUAACUCAGGAAUAAAGUCUUUCUGCAGCUUUCAGUGGCCCCAAGUGUACUUUCCUGAGACAAUUUCUUAGGGGAUCCUCAUUUCACCAGCAUCAAAAUCACCUGAGCAAAAUUAUAAAUUAGAUUAUUUCUGGGCCCCACCUUAGACAUGCUAAUCAGAAUCUCUGGGAAUGGAGUCUAGCAGUGUGCAUUCCUGGCUGCCACUUCCUGAUACAUUUUUAUUUCCCAGGUGUUCCUCAACACCACCCCAAAAUCACAUGUCAGCAGAAAACCAGAAGAGAAGGGAUGACAUGUUCCAGGACAACACUUUGGCCACAGGCA
This is a messenger RNA of Nyctereutes procyonoides (raccoon dog), 1137 nucleotides long. It is a transcript of the gene MORN5, whose product is annotated as MORN repeat containing 5. The record is from RefSeq and is a predicted model, not a curated record. Bases 1 to 729 code for a protein of 242 amino acids. The transcript is spliced from 6 exons. NCBI's taxonomy places the organism in Eukaryota, Metazoa, Chordata, Mammalia, Carnivora, Canidae.